This is a messenger RNA of Cladophialophora carrionii CBS 160.54, 1080 nucleotides long. RefSeq lists its product as uncharacterized. The transcript has a single exon. The record is from RefSeq and is a predicted model, not a curated record. NCBI's taxonomy places the organism in Eukaryota, Fungi, Ascomycota, Eurotiomycetes, Chaetothyriales, Herpotrichiellaceae. Bases 1 to 1080 code for a protein of 359 amino acids.
AUGUCGCCUUAUUCCUCGGCGAAGCGCCAGAAACGCGACCAGGCCGGCGCUCAGCAUAGUCACGGUCGCCUCUCUGACCGAGAGACCAAGUCCAAGUCACAGUCCGUACCACUGAAGCGCAGGGUCUCAUCAAGGUCUCAGUCUCAGCCUGAGCCAGUGCCCGGGUCCGUGUCCGCGCCGCCUCAGCACAAGGGGAAGUCAAACCCACCGCCCCACCGCGACGCCGGAUCCGCAUCGUCGAAACACAAGGAGAAUUCAAGGCGUGAGCAUCUGCCCGCCUUCGCGCCGUUGAAGCGCAAGUUGAGCAAGUCCACGUCGAAGCCAAAGCCAAAGCCUCGUCUCGACUCCUUAGCGACUCAAGAGAAAGCCGCGUCCAAGCCUGCGCCAGAGCCAGGGCGAUACCCUCAGCUUGAAGCCGAGCCCGACCCGCUCAAUCACCUGCUCAAUACCCUUGAUGAUCUCGAUCGCGCCAGUCACCUUGGCAAACUACAGACCAACGUCACGGCCGCUCGAAAUCUCCUCUCCGCUGCCAGAGGCUCUCUCAGAACAUACCAGAGUCACGUUGCACGUCUCUCCGGCGAAAUCCGGCGAACUAGACAGUACGCGGAAGAGGUUGUCGCCGGGGAGACCAAUUUCGACGCUCGAGCAGACAAAGAGAGAGGGAACAAAGGAGAAGAAUUUCUGGUCACGGAGAAAUAUCUCCGCCGCCGUGGUCGCCGGAUUGCGCGUAGCCGCGCCAAUCUUGAACUCGGCGAGAAGCUACUGGAAGAGCAACGCCGCCUCUACGCUCACACCGAAGGGCUAUACAAGGCCGUCCGCUGGUGGGUUCAAGCCUUGCAGACCCUUGCAGGCCUCUGGACAAGGAUAUGGGAUCUCUAUGAGAGCAUGAACCAAGUGGGACCGAGCUCGCGAGCGCAGAGUAUCAGCACGCAAUGGCUGGACAACACCCAGGCGUCCCUGUGGAGGCACCUGAUCCAGGUCGAAAUGGAAGUGCAGACGACCAGCAGGGAAGUCACUGAAGCCCAGACUGCAUUGGCCAAAGAUUCACUGGUAAAAUGGGAAGAGGACGCACUAGACUAG